AUGUUUGCAAAGAACAUUAUCCUUGCCGCCACUUGGGCGACCUCAGCUCUCGCUCUUAGUGCAGUUGGGUCUGGUACCUGGACUUCCGUGAGCCCCACUUUCAACUCACAAACAUGCGAGGGCGGCUCAAUUGAUGGCGAUAUUUUCACCCUCCCCUCGACCGCUACGGGAAGUGAACCCGGCUCUUAUUGCGAUAACGGCCACUUGCGUGCUGAACGUCGUUAUGUAAACGACUACACCACGGGCACACAUCAGUUUGCUGGUACUUUCAAGGUAACCUCCUUUGGUGGUACCAACAUCUCCAUCAAACAGACCUUCAAUGAAGGCGGUUCGCUCUUCUUCCUCUUGGGAGUGAACAGCGAUGGUGACCUCUACAAUGUUGAGGGCGGUACAAUCAUCGCCAGUGGUGUGGCCACGGUUGGAACGACUGUGACUGUCAACACCAUUCAUGAUGUCAGUACCAGCACCUACACGGUUUAUGUCAAUGGGGUUGAGAAGUACAGCAUUACCUCGCCCGCUGGGGAGUUCUACGACAAAGUCGGAACCUACCAGACUGAUAGUGGUGACGGUCCAAUUACUGUUGACUGGUCUGCCGUUGCAUUUUGGACACAGUAA
Penicillium verhagenii is the source of this 615-nucleotide messenger RNA. RefSeq lists its product as uncharacterized. The coding region runs from base 1 to 615 and encodes 204 amino acids. Lineage: Eukaryota; Fungi; Ascomycota; Eurotiomycetes; Eurotiales; Aspergillaceae. The transcript has a single exon. The record is from RefSeq and is a predicted model, not a curated record.